Messenger RNA from Phragmites australis (common reed), 7108 nucleotides. RefSeq lists its product as uncharacterized. The transcript has 16 exons. The coding region runs from base 349 to 3867 and encodes 1172 amino acids. The record is from RefSeq and is a predicted model, not a curated record. Gene Ontology annotation, molecular function: DNA binding. Lineage: Eukaryota; Viridiplantae; Streptophyta; Magnoliopsida; Poales; Poaceae.
GCAAGAGGUAAGAACCAAGAAGAAGUGCUUUCGGUUUUGGGGGCGAAAGGCAGCAGAAGCAGAGAAAGAAAGAAGGCAGUAGCGACGCUCACAAGGCAAUUGGUGCCGGAUUUUUGUCAGUCUCCCCUCCACACCCAGUCCUGUAUCCAAUACAGCUUUCCUUCAUUCAUUCCUUCCUUCCUUGCCCUCUCUAUUGUAUUGCCGCAGUCCCGUUUCACAUCCUCUUCCAUGACCUGAAUUCCGGAACCCACCCGCCAUUCGACCCCAAAUCCAGCUCCUCAUCAGUCGCUGGGCGCUGUCGCGAGGCUCGGGUUGUUGGUUUCCUCACCGAAACCCUGGUAGGGGACGAUGAUGGACGGUGAGGGGAGCGAAUGGAUCAAGCAGGUGCAUUUCAGGGAUUCGUCGUCACAGGACGUUUUGCUUACCUACAAGAGGCGCCGGCAGCAGCAGACGCAACCAGAGCCGCAGCCACAAUCACAGCCGGAACACAAGGCUGAAGACGUGCCGGCACAGCAGAGUAAAGACACUUUUUGGAAAAGUAGGGAUAUGGGAUGGAAGUAUGGCAUAAUGAUUGAUGAAAAUAGACAACAUUGGAAGUGUAUGUAUUGCGGCCUAACUAGGUAUGGUGGUGGUGUGUCUAGACUAAAGCGGCAUCUAGCUGGUGAUUUAGAUGUCAAAAUGUGCCCUAAAGUUCCAGCAAACGUUGCUGAGGAAAUAAGGGAACAUUUGCGGAAGAAACGAGAGAGACGGAGGAAGCGAGCUGCACUAAAUGGUGGCGACAAUGUAAAAACUAAGAACUCUUCUGAUGAUGCCAAUGUCAAGAAGGAUCUUCUACCUGCCGAUUCAGCGGUGGCAGCUGGAAUGGCCACUUAUGUUCUUGAAGAAGUCACUAACCAAACGAGCAUGGUUCAUCAGGAUCCUACUUCUCCCACGGUUCCCAUGUUACGAGCAAGGGAUAUUGGGUGGGAGCAUGCAGUGGAUCUUGAUGGAAAUAAAAGACGGUGGCAGUGCAAGUGGUGUUCUCUGUGCCGAAGUGGUGGUGUAACUACUUUGAAGGCUCAUCUUACUGAUGAUAGCUGCCCGAACGUUCCAAAGGAAAUUUCAAAGAAAGUAUCAAACUUCAUUGAAGAGAAAAGAGCAACACACCUUCUUUUAAAUACUUUUGACUUUAAAGUUGACGAUCAAGUUUGUGGCACACAAAUUCUAGGGGAAGGGAUUGUACAGUCUGAGAAUGAUCAACAACCUUCAAGAAAUGCUACACAUAUGGAAACAUUAGAUAAGUGCACUAUUAAUGAGGAGAAGGUGGCAGCUGGAAGCAACCAAUGCGGCGCAGAAAGUAGUGGCCAACCAAUUGAGCACUGUGACCAGCCUGAAGAGCAGCAGACAAUGGACCACGGCAGGACUCACCAAGCGAUCAACAAUAAGCGCCAUAUUGUGGACAAGAAUACCGAGAAUUCACAAAAUACUAAGGUGGUAGGUGGAAGCAACCAAUGCGGUGCAGAUAGUGGCCCGUCAGUUGAGUACUGUGAUCAGCCUGAAGAGCAGUGGGCAAUGGACCACGGCAGAACACACCAAGUGAUCACCACCAAGCACCAGACUGUGGACAAGAAUGCUGAGAAUUUGGAAAAUACUAAGAUACUGGAACUACGCCGGGAAACUAGGUUUAACACAAGGAAGCACAAAAUUAUUGUUGAUGAAAUUGAAGGGCAUUGGAGGUGUAGAUAUUGUGGAAUGGAUGGGUAUGGUAAAAAGUUUAGGCUCCAAUAUCAUCUAGCUGGUGCGUUUUGUCACCCUAAGUGCCCAAAUGUUCCUAGAGAAGUUUUUGCUAAGGCAAGGCACCAUGUUCUGACAAGGAGAAGGCUCAAAAUCAAUAAGGCUGGGCAACAAUUUCCUUCCGGGACACAUAUUGUUGGGAAAUCCAUUGACCAACUGCAGAACAGUAGUCCAUUAUGUGGGAAUCAUCCUCAACUGUCAGUAAAUAAUGAAUCUAUUGAGAAUCACCCUCAGUGCCAAAAAUUUCCAAAGAACGCUGCUGAAAAGAUAAGGGCUCAAAUGAUAUCAAAGGAGCAGAAAGCAGGAAGAUCAGGUUCAUUUGACGAUAAUGGCAGUUGUGACGUGCUGUGCUCUUCUAAUACUUCACAAUCUGAUCAAGAGCUUUUCACUGCAACAUUUCAUGGCAGAAGUUCUUCCCAGACUUUUGAUCAAGCUAACAGUAAAUCAAAAGCAUGCAACACAUUAUCCAAUACUAGUCUUCCUUCACAAGAGAGUGCCAAUCCUCAGGUGUGUCAUGAGCAACAGAGGAAGGAGGCUGCAACCCCCCCAGAGCCAGAGACUGGCUGGUGGCACGGUCAGAGGAUGCAAUGGCAGUUGCAACACAAGCCAAUUAAGGAAGAAGGACCUCCUGAGAAUGGAUUAUGUUGUGACACAGACAAAUCUGAGAAGCAAAGUCACUGGAGUGACUGGUGGAGAUAUGUUUUGGACAAACUGAUGCAUUUGCCAGAUGUACAAGAGGGUGGUGGCAUUUGGACAUGCAUUCGUGAUGCCCUUCUGUACGGUUGUGCUGAGUUUGGCACGGUAGCUGACAAAGUGGAUAUGGAUUCUGAUGGAACAGUAAAUGUGAACAUUGCUAAGUGCCAGAAUGUUUUUAUGGACGUUUUAAGGUCAGAGAACUUUGCCUUAUUGUGCAAUGUGCUUUGCAGAACUGUACAUCAAGAUGAGGAAAGAAUUAGAUAUUUUGAUUUUGGUCUGAUUGACUCAAGGAUGAAAAAUGGAAAUUAUGGGCAAGCACCUGGAUUAUUCAUCCAUGAUCUGAAACUGUUAUGGGAAGGUCUUAAAAUGGCUGGUCAAGAUAUCAUUCACCUUGCAAAUAGUCUAUCAAGCCUCACAGAAGAUUCAUACAGAAAGCUGGUUGGAAGAGAGAGAGGAUCAGAUGAUAGUGAGCUCAAGGGAGCUGUGGUGACCAGCUCUGGACCGAAGAAUUUGGUACCCUCAACCUCACAGGGCUUCAAUCAAUCAUGUCCACUAGAUGUUUCUGAUGUACAAAAGGACAGUAGCUGCAACCAAUGUGGCAAAGAAGCAAGAGGCGGAAGUGUUCUCACAUGCAAUAGGUGCAUGCUAUCUUGCCACAUUUCAUGCAUUGUGCCUCCUGUUCCAUCCAUUCCAACUGGAAGCUGGUAUUUAAAAAACUGCACCACUAACGAACAAGUUGAAGGUGACAUGGUCUUAGCCCAUUACCAACCGAAUUGCUUGCAUGGAAAUUGUGUUGCCUGCGAUAGACUUGAUGUGUGCAGUUCUCCAAAAUGUAAAGAUACACCUAAUGAUAACUCAAGAGCAAUUGUUAUUUCCAGCGUGGACUCCGUUGAGGAUCUGGAACUGCCAGAGAUUGAUAAAGUUGGCUCAUGCAAGAUAUGUGGGGAUCCUGAAGAUGACGAGAAGAGGUUCUUGAUAUGCAGUCACAUCCACUGUCUAUACAAGUACUACCACAUUCGGUGCCUGAAGUCUAAACAGAUUGCUAGCGCUAUUCAGCGUCACAAGCCGUGCUGGUACUGCCCAUCUUGCCUUUGCCGAGUUUGCCUCUCUGACAAAGAUGAUGACCUGACCAUUCUGUGUGAUGGCUGUGAUGAGGCUUAUCAUCUCUACUGCAUAACGCCUCGCCGUACUUCGAUACCCAAGGGGCAGUGGUAUUGCUCAUCGUGUAGCGUGGAGAGAGCAAAGGAAGGGACGAGACAGUAUGAGAAAAGGAUGCUGAAGCUCCACAGGAAGGAUGAUACUAGGCGGCAAAGUAGGAAUUUUGAAGGCGUGGACUUGCUUCUAUCUGCCGCAGAGCAGCUCAGCGCAGAUGAGCAGCAGGCGACUUGUACAAAUUAGCGUGGAGCCAGCCUGGAUAGCAGCAUCUUCAUUUUCAUUAGCGUCGAUACUGUCAGAGAGGCAAGGCUCCUGAACUCGUUAUGUUUCCGAGUAAGUGGAUUACUGUUCUCUGCCAUCAGUUCGGACUUCAGAGAUUUGCUGUUUAAGGAGCCUUGCCUCUCUGACAGUAUCAGAUGCUGCAACAAGGGUAGUCAAGAUAUUAGCUGCAGUCUGUUCAUCAAACUCACUAUCGACAGUUUCAGAUCAAACAGAUAAGCAUCUUCGAAUAGCAUGUGUGUUCGAGCUGCAUGGUAGAUGGUAACAAUCCUUUAGGAAAUCGGUCUUGUUUUAUCUUUCUUUUCCUUUGCUUCACCUGCAUGAGACCAUACUUAAUCCGAAGAGCUAAUCGGUAUCAGAACUGCAAGGGAUGUAUUCUUUUUUCUUCCUUCUGAAGGUUAGCUUCAAGGAAGUUGUGUAGCUGGUAUCUUAUGUACUUGCAGGUGCAUGUUGCGGGAAAAUCAACAAUCUGAGAGAGAAUAUCUGUGAAAAUUGCCUCAGCCGCGAAAAUGCAGUUAUCCAUUGUGAUGUACCCCAAUUAUCCUGGAAGCGGCAUCUAAAUCUGACACAAACCAGUCGUUCGAGUUCGACUACAACACGAUAGGACUACGGCCCACGCAUCGAUUUAUACACGCUCUCCACUCCACGGAAGGCAACGAACUGAUUCUGCAAUCGCAGGACGGCAGCAGAGUCUGCGCAAGAUGUCGUUCCAGCACCAGGAGAUGUCGUCCGGGCGCAGGAGAGCGGCGCUCCGCCGCGGGCUGCGGCUUCUUCGGAAGCGCGGCCACCCUCGACAUGUUCUCCGUCUGCUACAAGAAGCACUGUUGCCUCAACCACCAAAGCCGCAGAAUCACUGCUGUGUUUCUUCGACACAGUACAUACCUAGAACUUGCGUUGGCUAAAUCCUAUUUCGUGCAUCGCAUAAUUCUGCUAAAAAGGGAUGGAUAAUCCGUAUCCGUCAGAUUAUAGCAAAACCAUAUCCUACCUUGUAUCCGCACAAAUCGGAUACUGGAUUAUUUGCAUCUGCUCAGAUAUCAAAAGCUCUACCCCACAUCCUUAAUAAUCGAAUUCAGAACGGAUCAGAUUCGACAAUUAUCUGCACAAUUUUCACCCCUAACUGUGUUCGGUUCAUCAAGGGUAACAACGAUAAUGCUCCUCCUAAGGCAUCCGGGCGUCUCAACUCGAUCGGACACCGCAUCAGCCGUUCAUCUCCGCUGGGUUUGAACGCAAACUCCAAUCCCCUAUUUUGGACGCCCACCCUCUCCGUUUCACUCUUGCUCCACCCGCUUGCAAUCUCGUCCGCGAGCGAUGCCCCAGAAAGAUCUGGAAAGAGGGCGCCAGAGCGAGUCGGCGGCCGCGUCUCCAUCGGCGUGGAGACGCAAGGGGUCUCCUCCCACACCUGCACACGAUGGUUGCGGCCAAUGGAGACUCACGUAGCCACACCCGCGAGCUAAUAGCGCUGGCAGCAACCCAUAUGGCAAACAGAGCCUACCAAGACGGAUGCGACAAGCAUGCCACACUCCGUGGCAAGGUGAUUGUUUUCAGUAAAUCUCUUGUCUGCAAGAUCCUUGGGAUCCCUUCUGGAAAUACUACUAUUAAGAUGUUCGGCAAGGCUGCGGAUGUUGCAAAACUUCGAGAUUCUUACAGGGCAGGCGAGAGGGCUAAGAUAAAGAAGUACAUUGAUGUGCUGAAAACUACUGAAGAGGAAGAUUCUUUUGUGAGGGCUUUUAUGAUCUUGGCACUAGGGACUAUUUUUCGCCCCAGGACUGCCAAUACUAUCAGCUUAAAGUAUCUCCAUAGCUUGGUUGAUAUAUCACAACUUCAGGAUUAUGAUUGGGCUACACAUAUAAUUGAAACUUUGAUGGCAGAAGUAAGCAAGUAUCAGAAGUUUUCAAAGGAAACACUAGAGAAAGAUCACCAGAUAGGGGCCUGCCUUCCGAUUGUAGGUGUAUGUGUAUUGAUAAAAUUUCUCUUUACAUUCUAAACAUAUUUUGAUUGUUUACUUUUUUUGCAACAUUUAUGAAAAUAUAUUUACUUGUCUCCCCUUUUACUUCUUUUCUUGAUCGCUUACAUGGAUCACUUGGAUAUUCCUAUGGAUCAUGCUACUCACAAGCUCAACUAUGAUGCGCCUAGGAUAUGCAACAUCACGAAUUUUGAUUUUGUUAUGAGCAUUGAUAAGAGUAGACUUACUCUCAAUUCUUAUGGAAGACUACCUGAGUGACCCUUCUCCCUUCUACAUUUUUAUUCUUGAUUUUUUAUACCUUCAUGUGCUGAAUUACAGUGACUCUUUUCUUUUCUUUUUUGUGUUAUUAGUUUCGUGAUUUCACAAACACUCCAUAUUAUGAUGCUCCAACGAGAGAGAAAGAUAACUUUGUUGGCUCGACCUAUUUGUAUGAUUGGUUGCAGCAACCUGCAUCUAGCAGUUAAGGUUCAUAAUAGCUUGCCCCUUGCUGUUAACAGUUUGCAGUCAAGUUUACCAACCUUUGGGAGAAGGAGAUCAAUGACUUUGCUACAGACGCAGCUACAUAUUGCAAAAUGGCAUAAAGGCAUUGUGGAUGAAUAAGAAGCCCCAAAUGCUUGCUUUGUGCGGAGCCAUGCAUCAACAAGGUCAAGGCAAUAGUGUUAGUCCCAGUACCGCCCCACCAACUGCUCCUUUGCCAUCAUUAAGUGAAUUGGCUCGCAACAUGGGCAGUGUAUUAGUGAGCAGCCCGAAGGGUGAUGAAAACACUUUAGCGAGCUAUCCACAGGUUGAUGGUAAGGUUGUAGUGAGUUUCCCCAAGGAGGAAGUGAGCAGCCCCAAGGCUGAUAACAAGGCAGCGGGGAGUAACCCCAUGCCUGAAGGCAAAGCUGAAGAAGUGAGUAUCCACAAGGUUGAUGACAACACAACAGGGACACUACAUGAAAAACAGACAAAGGAGAUAUGAAAUUAGUGACGGGUUGUAACAUGAUCCAUCACUUAUGAUAAUAGUGACGGGUCACGAAUAUGAUCCGUCACUUAUGAACCAUUAUUUUUAUUUUAUUUUUCUCACCUCAGCAGCACUAGAAUAUGAACCAUUGUAUAUUUUUACCCAAGUUUGAUGUAAGGGGUGAUGGCUAUGGACACAAAUGUGUAUUUCGAAAACGGUGCAGAAACUUUAGAGGGCGAGUACUUAAUCUUCCAAGCAGUUUUUGGCCUCCAAAAAUUCGCCGAACCCAACACUCAUAU